Coccinella septempunctata (seven-spotted ladybird) is the source of this 1024-nucleotide messenger RNA. RefSeq names its product peptidyl-prolyl cis-trans isomerase-like 1 (gene Cypl). Bases 429 to 956 code for a protein of 175 amino acids. NCBI's taxonomy places the organism in Eukaryota, Metazoa, Arthropoda, Insecta, Coleoptera, Coccinellidae. Gene Ontology annotation, molecular function: peptidyl-prolyl cis-trans isomerase activity. Gene Ontology annotation, biological process: protein peptidyl-prolyl isomerization; protein folding. Gene Ontology annotation, cellular component: catalytic step 2 spliceosome. The transcript is spliced from 3 exons. The record is from RefSeq and is a predicted model, not a curated record.
GUCGUCAGUUUUAGAUAAUGGACUGGGAUCAUCGCGUACGUAGGUGAUGCCAAUUCGAAUUGCAUAAGGGUCUUCUUUUAAUAGACUAAUAGGAUUGACGGACAGGUGGACGUAAGAUUAGCAAGGCUUCCUCUUCGAGAAGAUUAGGUUUUUUUUUUGAAGUGAAUUAAAAGUGAAGCCGACGUUUUGUGAAAUGUGAUUUACUCAUUCGAAAAUUGAUAGUGCCGAGGUCAAUGUUACCCAGAAUAGCAAGGUCGAUAUGUAGAAUUGAAAGUGAAAAGAAUGAUGGCUCUCAAAGCUUCCAGUUUCUAUGGCAACGAUGAUAAAUGUCAAAAACCGAACACAAAUCACAAAAAUAAACAGAACCUAUUCGAUUUAAAAUAAUUUUUAUUUUACUUUUCCCAGAAUUGUUUGAAAAAUAAUUGAAAAUGCUUGCUGUUCAAGGAGUUAAUCAAUCUGGUAUUCCAGAUAAAAUGUGGCAACCGCCUUUUGUUGUAUUUGAAACAACAAUGGGUGAGAUCACUGUAGAAUUAUACUGGAAACAUGCACCUAAAACCUGUAGAAACUUCGCUGAACUUACAAGAAGGGGAUAUUAUAACAAUACGAUAUUUCAUAGAAUCAUAAGAGACUUUAUGAUUCAGGGGGGAGAUCCUACUGGAACAGGUAAAGGAGGACUUUCUAUUUAUGGUCAAACCUUUAAGGACGAAAUACAUUCUGGAUUGAAACACAGUGGAGCUGGAAUAUUGUCAAUGGCAAAUUCAGGACCAGACACUAACGGUUCUCAGUUUUUCAUAACGUUAGCUCCUACACAGUGGCUAGAUGGUAAACAUGCCAUUUUUGGUAGAAUAUCAUCAGGAAUGACUGUUGUACAGAGAAUUGGUUUAGUUGAGACAGAUAAAAAUGACAGGCCUGUGGAUGAAGUCAAAAUUAUACGAGGGAAAAUAUUGAAGUCGUAACAUAACAAUUAAUUAGUAAGAUGCUUUUUUUGUACAAAUUUUUUAAUGAAUAAACUUUACGAUCACAA